AUGAGUGCUCGCACGCGACGACAAAAGGCCGCCUUGGGCUGCCUCCCCCCAUCCAAAUCUACCAAGCGCACGCCUUCCAAGAAGAGGUCACGAUCAUCUCUGAAGGAAGAGGACGAGAAGGAGAACAUCUUCCUUUUCGCCCCGAACCUCAUCGGGUAUUUCCGAGUUGUCCUUGCUUUCGCAUCCCUCUACUACAUGCCCCUCCACCCUCGCACAUGCUCUCUUCUUUACAGCGUGUCGUGCCUGCUCGACGCAUUGGAUGGUUAUGCGGCGCGUUACUUUAACCAAUCGACCACCUUCGGCGCCGUGUUGGAUAUGGUGACCGACCGUUGCACGACCUCUUGCUUGAUUGUCUUCCUGAGCUCCGCCUGGCCCCGAUGGGCUAUCGUCUUCCAGGGCCUGAUCUGCCUGGACUUGGCCAGCCACUACAUGCACAUGUACGCUACGCUAAGCAUGGGUGGUUCAGACCAGAGCCACAAGAAGGUUGACUCCAGCCGCAGCUGGAUCCUCUACCAGUACUACCACAGCAGGGUUGUUCUGUUCAUUUGCUGCGCUCUCAAUGAGCUCUUCUUCAUCGGGCUCUACCUGCUCUCUUUCUCAUCGCCGAUCCUUUCGCCGUCGCUCCUCCAGCCCGUUGGCGACGCCCAGCCUUCCUCGGUGCAGCCCGGAAACCCCGCCAACCCCGUGCCCAGCAGCCUUUUCGCUAGCCCAUGGAGUGCCGGUGCCCUCGAGAUGGCCCGCGCCAACAAGAUCGAUAGCUUCUGGCCGUGGGUUAUCACCGGUAUCUCUGCCCCCGUCAUGCUGUUCAAGCAGUUUGUCAACGUUGUCCAGAUGGUCAACGCCAGCCGCUGGCUCGCAGAAGGUGAUCGCCGGACCCGCCGUGCCAACCGCAAGAAGUGA
This is a messenger RNA of Penicillium cataractarum, 900 nucleotides long. Its product is annotated as CDP-diacylglycerol--inositol 3-phosphatidyltransferase. The record is from RefSeq and is a predicted model, not a curated record. The coding region runs from base 1 to 900 and encodes 299 amino acids. The transcript is spliced from 4 exons. Gene Ontology annotation, molecular function: CDP-diacylglycerol-inositol 3-phosphatidyltransferase activity. Gene Ontology annotation, biological process: phosphatidylinositol biosynthetic process. Gene Ontology annotation, cellular component: Golgi apparatus; membrane. NCBI's taxonomy places the organism in Eukaryota, Fungi, Ascomycota, Eurotiomycetes, Eurotiales, Aspergillaceae.